CUCUCUCUCUCUCUCUCUCAAUCCUACACACAGUGACACAGUCUGUCUUUUCUGUCUUCCCUUCUUCUCUCUCUCCCCCAACACACACACACACAGAGAGAAAGACAGUGAGAUUGUCUGCUACAGAGCUGAACUCUUUAUUUUUGCCGUUCCAAUCAACACCACUCCAAAUGGGAGUUCAUUUGUGUUUAUGAAAAAACAUAAAAGCCCAAUCCUUCCCUAUUUUUUCUCCAUUUCCUUGAGCAAAAUUUAUUGGAUCGCCCUCUUUUUCUUUCAAUUUCACAUUCUUGAAGACUCCCAGAUCUUGUUCUCCCUCUCAGACAGUUUAUGUUCUAACAAAAGGCCAUAAAGCUAAGGUCUUUAUCCAAAAAUCCCAAUGAAACAAUGGAGCACAGACACAAACUCACACUAAUCAUCACCCUAACAUCCUUAUCAGCCUCAGCAAUUAUUUCCCUCUUACUCUUUUAUUUCCUGAGAAGAAAAACAAGAAAUGCGCCGCCCACAGAUAAGGAGGCCGCGUUUGGGUGCAAAGAAGAAGCGCCGGUAAGCACAGGGGAUUUGAUUAGAUUUCGGGGCGGCGAGAAUCUCGGCGUUGAGGACAUUCUGGAGGCGCCUGGCGAGGUUAUCGGGAAAUCUAGCUAUGGGACGGUGUAUAAGGCUUGUUUGGAUGGUUCGAAUUCGCUUGCAUUGCUUAGGUUUUUGAGACCAACUUGUACGCUGAGUGGGAAAGAGGUGAAGCCGAUUGUGGAGCUGUUGGGGUCUGUAAGGCACCCUAAUUUGGUGCCCCUGAAUGCGUUUUAUGCGGGUCCGAGAGGGGAGAAGCUGACGGUUCAUCCUUUUCAUGGGAAUGGAAACUUGGCUCAGUUUAUCAGAGAUGGCAACAAAAACCCUGAGGCCCACAGAUGGCCCACCAUAUGCAGAAUCGCAACCGGCAUUGCUCGUGGGGUCCACCACCUCCACACGAGGCCUCUAAUCCACGGAAACCUCAAGUCGAAGAACAUUUUCCUCGACUUCCACCAUAACCCGCGUGUGUCUGACUAUGGGCUAUUCCUUCUCCUGAACCCAACUGCAGGCCAGCACAUGCUCGAGGUCUCAGCUUCCGAGGGUUAUAAACCUCCCGAGCUAAUCAAGAUGCGUGAAGCAUGCGAGGAGAGUGACGUUUACUCCUUAGGGGUGAUUUUUCUCGAGCUUUUGACGGGAAAGAAGCCGAUUCUUGAUCGGGAUUUUUAUCUGCCUAGCGCCUACCGACCAGAAAUUGUUGAGGGGAUGGGUGAGGAUCGGAGGGCGGCUGUAGAGGAUGGUAUAUUGAGAUAUUUCCAGCUGGCGAAGGCUUGCUGUUCGCCUUCGCGCGUGUUGAGGCCCGAUAUAAAGCAGGUACUCAAAGGGCUUGAGGAAAUUGACAAGUGAAAGUCGCACGCGUGGAUGUGAUUCGACAUUGCUGAUUUUUGGAUAGUUUCACUAAUGGAAGGGAAGAAAAAGAAAUGUGGAAUGUAGGCAUGAAAGUUCUUGAUCACUUGUUUGGUUUUCAAUUUUCAUUGAUUUAGAAAGUUGAGAAUGUAGAUGUGUGCAAGUGAACUUUCUGUAUUCAAAUUCGAAAAGUUUUGACAAAAUACU
Messenger RNA from Striga asiatica, 1614 nucleotides. The record is from the annotation of a GenBank genome assembly. NCBI's taxonomy places the organism in Eukaryota, Viridiplantae, Streptophyta, Magnoliopsida, Lamiales, Orobanchaceae.